Molecule: messenger RNA, 6848 nt
Organism: Monomorium pharaonis (pharaoh ant)
Lineage: Eukaryota; Metazoa; Arthropoda; Insecta; Hymenoptera; Formicidae
Gene: Prosap
Product: protein shank
Exons: 18
Coding region: 535-5616 (1693 amino acids)
Cellular component (GO): dendritic spine; postsynaptic membrane; postsynaptic density
Molecular function (GO): ionotropic glutamate receptor binding; synaptic receptor adaptor activity
Source: RefSeq, a predicted model, not a curated record
GGUUCGGUCGGCUUCCACGAGCGGCGUCGUCGUCGGGAUCGCCCGAGUCGCGCGCGCGGGCGAUCAGUCGGGAGCGUGAGUUCAGCCUGUGGAGACGCGUGUGUCGUCGUCCGCCGUCCGCGUCGCGUCGCGUCGCGUCGCCGCGUCCCGCCGUUCACCAUCCGCGCGCAAACGUCACGUUGAAACGCGCCACGCCGCGUCCGCGUCCGCGUCCGCGAGAACGAAGUGCCCGCGCGUCGUCGUGAUCAAGUGUCCGCGGAUCUCUAUCUAGUGUUGUGUGUUCGCAACCGCCUGAUUAAAGUGUCGCCUCGGAUCUCGGACCUCGGACCUCGGACUAACGGAGCCGCCUCGCACGCUCCACGAGGGAGGAAACGGAGGAGACACCCUCUGCCCGGAGACGCGGUCGAUUCUCCCCGGCUGUGUGAUGCUGCGGUCGGCGGAUCACCUUCUUCUGCAUCCGAGCGGCGAGAUCGCGCUCCGAUUAUGAUGUGAGCUACUGAAGGUGGGAUCCUCAGGAACCGCGAGGUCCUCGCAAUGGAGGCGGGACCAAAGCAGCAACAACCGCCGCAACAGCCUCAGCUACAGCAGCAGCAGCAGCAGUCGCCUCAGCAGCAGCAACAGCUACAGCAGCAACAAAAUUCACCCGGCAGUGGGACUCUGAGUCAGACAACCAUCGGUUCUCAAGGUGGCCCGACACAGGGUCAAUGUCAGCAGAAUGCGGAGGACGCACUUGCGGCGGCGGAGAACACCCCCGUUAGCGAGGGUGUGCUUCUCGCUCGGAUUCACGUGCCCGAGCUCUACGUCAGCAAGUGUCUGCAGUUCCCGAAGGAUCAGCUGGUUUGGGACGUGAAGCAGCAAUGUCUGGCGUCCUUGCCCAAGGUGGCCACUUGGUACAGGGAGCUGAAGGAGAGCUUCAAUUACGGCCUCUUCUGUCCGCCAGUGAAUGGAAAAGCUGGGAAAUUCCUGGACGAGGAACGCCGUCUCGGCGAUUAUCCUUUCAAUGGACCCGUCGGGUACUUGGAGCUCAAAUACAAGAGGCGGGUGUACAAGAUGCUGCAUUUGGAUGAGAAACAGCUCAAGGCUAUGCACACUAGGACGAAUUUGCGAAGGUUAUUGGAUUAUGUGCAGAGCAGUCAGGUCGAGAAGAUCGCAAAGAUGUGCAGCAAGGGGCUGGAUCCUAAUUUCCAUUGUCAGGAAACAGGAGAGACGCCGUUGACCCUGGCAACUACCUUGAAAAAGCCGUCCAAGGUUAUAAUUGCAUUGGUCAAUGGCGGUGCUCUACUGGACUAUCGAACGAAGGAGGGUUUAACGGCGAUGCACCGUGCCGUGGAACGAAACAGUUUGGAGGCGGUUAAAACACUUUUGGAGUUGGGGGCUAGUCCAAAUUACAAGGAUACCAAGGGCUUGACGCCGCUCUAUUACAGCGUCAUUUACAAGACCGAUCCAAUGCUCUGCGAGACGUUGCUUCACGAUCACGCGACGAUAGGAGCUCAGGAUCUUCAGGGCUGGCAGGAAGUUCAUCAGGCAUGUCGCAACAAUCUGGUGCAGCAUCUGGACCACCUGCUUUUCUACGGCGCUGACAUGAACGCGCGCAACGCGUCCGGUAAUACGCCGCUGCACGUGUGCGCGGUGAAUAACACGGACGCCUCGUGCAUACGUCAGCUACUCUUCAGGGGCGCGCAGAAGGACGCGCUCAACUACGCGAACCAAACGCCGUACCAAGUCGCGGUGAUCGCGGGCAACAUGGAGCUCGCCGAAGUCAUCAAGAACUAUCAAUCGGAGGAAGUCGUACCGUUUAAAGGGCCGCCACGCUACAACCCGAAGCGGCGCUCGGUGGCCUUCAGUGGCACCUCUUCGAUGAUGACGACGAGCUGCUCGGCGAGCAAUCUGGGCACCCUCACCAGGAUACCGUCCACCGAACAGCACGCGGUGACAUCAAGCGCCGGUAGUACCGCUGGUACCACCCUUACCAGAACCAUCUCGGUGGAACAGUACUCGAGUAUCACUCGAGUACCCUCCGCCGAACAGUACGCUACAACCGCAGCAACGGCCGUGAGUCUGAACCGAUUACCGUCCACGGAACAACCGUAUCCACCACCUCCGUCGUCCGGCGUGCUCGUUCGGGCAGCAUCCGAGGAGAAAUACGCACCGCCUGGUGCUGUGCUGAGCAGAGCCUCGUCCGGAGAACGAUACGACGCCACCCUGAUCAGAGUACCGUCCUCCGAGCAGUAUCCGACCACUAAUACGCUGAUUAGAGUACCGUCCACGGAGCAGUAUCCGACCACCGCGGUAGGCCUGACCAGAGUACCGUCCACGGAACAAUAUCCCUCCACCGGUGGUGGAAUUACGAUUGUCGGUCAGACGACCGAGUCGAGCCACCACGGAAGCCUCGGCAGAGUACCGUCCGUAGAGUCGAGCAGAAACGAUUUACCGAGAAUACCGUCCGAACAGAACGGCCACCGACUGACGUCGGAGUACCAGAGUCCGAAUUCUUUGAGAGAUCCUAACGUGAGAUUGCCGAGCACUGCCGAAAAUUAUUCAAACUUGAGAAUGGAGGGCCUGACGAGGCUGCAAGAGCACCGGCUCGAGCUGCAGCAUCGCCUCGAUAUGCACAGAACGCAGAUGGAGAUGCCGCCGUCGCCGUCGCCGAGCAGUAGGAGUUUAGCGCCUUUCAGCUCGGCCAGCUCAAGCUUGUCCGAAGGCAGCAAUCAGCCGUCCGGCGAAGACUCGGCCAGCAUCGUUACAGACAAGAGUCUCGGCGACACGGCGUCCGACGUGAUCAGCGACAGUUCCGGGGUGGGAACCUCGCAGUCCGACACGACCAAUUCAUUAUCCAUUCCCGGCACGACGGUGGUCUGCGUGGAGAACUACAGCAGCGGGAUCACCGGCCAUCUCACUAUCAAUCAAGGAGACAUCCUUGAAGGUAACGACCAGAAAUAUUUUUUUGAUAGCAAGCGUGUUUUUGUUUCUUUAUUUUUAACAGUCACCGGUGCGACCGAUUGUGGCCUCCUGGAGGGGGUCUUGCGCGGACAAGGUACCGGUCUAUUUCCCGCACAUUGCGUUCAGGAAGUUCGAUUGCGCCACACGAAUAUACCUCUGGGCCCGCAACCCGCUAGGGACGGACGAAAUCGAGUACUGGGCCGCAGAGAGUCGCAGCACAAGUACUUUGCUACCGCUCCCAGAUUAAAAAAGCCUGUUACAUCGGAGCCACGCACUGUUGUUCUUCAUCGUUCGAGGAAAGGCUUUGGCUUCGUAUUGCGAGGCGCCAAAGCCACCUCGCCACUAAUGGAACUCACGCCGUCAGCCAAGUAUCCGGCAUUACAAUAUCUGGAUGAUGUCGAUCAAGGAGGCGUCGCUGACUUAGCUGGUCUCCGAAAAGGAGAUUUUCUUAUUCAAAUCAAUGGCGAGGACGUAACGACGGCCUCCCACGAACACGUAGUCGACCUGAUAAGGAAAUCGGGAGAGUUGGUGCGAAUGACCGUGGUCUCGCCGGUAAUUAGUCUUCCGAAUUCCCAAUCGGCGGCCGCGUUGCCAACUAGUCAACCGAUUCAAAGACAAUACGCAACUUUGCCGCGCAAGGGUAACAACAAUGUGGUGGUCGGCGGUACGCUCGGCAGAUCUCCAGCUCCUGUACCGCCACGAAGAGAUCCGAAGACCACGUUAAGUGUGGGGCGAGCGAGAGCGCGAUCGAUGGUUGCGGGAUUAGAAGGAGGCGGCGAAAGGGAUGAUCGCGACGAGAUUGCAUCGACCGGUGCGAAGUCGAGCAGCGCGGAAUCUAUUCACAUGCCGCAGCAGCCGUCGACUGGAUCAAACACCGGUCAGAAUACUCCAGUGCAACCGAGAACAGCCAGCAUUCGAUCGCGUCCGACUUCCAGCAGAAUCACCGCCGCGGAACUUGAAGAGCUAUUUCAGCGGCAGCAGGGUAGCGCCGGCGGUCAAUACAGCUCGUCCAUGAUGAGCUCCUCUCACUUUCAGACUACUGGUCAGUCCACCAAGUCGCAUCCGUCGUCGCCUGCCAAGACCGGCAGGGUGUACGCGAGCGUAGCGGAGAUGAAGCGCAAGGGCAAAUCGCAAUCGAGAGUACGCUUCUUCGGUGGCGUGGGAGGUGGCUCCGAUCUUCACAGAGAUUUCCAUAGCACGCCGGAUCUUAAUGUGCAAGCGCAAUCGUCGUCUCUUCUGGCACACAAGUAUCACAGAAGUCAAGAAGAUGUAAAUGCUCUGAACGGUAGAAAUGGGCUUCCACCGCCGAAUCAUCCGCCGCCACCUCCACCGGUCGGACAGGUCAUUAAGGUGAAUGUCGGCGCUAACGUGCCGGAUGUCGUUACGCCAGCCUCAGUUUACGAUAAUAUGGCGCAUAUCCAGCAAGUUAAAGAACUAGCAGCAGCCGCAGUCGACAGUGGAUACGGAGUGAUGUCGAGCUUCCGACCAUCAAAUAGUGCGAAGCUCUACGCCUCGCCAGAAGAUAUGAAGACUGUUGGAUAUCGCUCGCGUAGUCUACCGGCCAAUCGUCCGCAUUUGAGGAAAUCCCAAAGUCUUCGCAGUACGCCAUGCAGCACGACAUUUAACUCCUCCGGCAGCCAGCAGGCAUUGAAUACCAAUGUGAACAGUAACGGAAACGAUAAUAAUUCAGUCAACAAUCAGUACGCGCAACCGUUGAAGACUACUAGGAGCCACAGCACGGCUGGUAUUCGCGAACGAAAGAAAAAGACUGUCGUGAGCACCAGCUCAUCCGUCACAAAUCUCUCGUCGAUCGCGUCCGGUGCGAAUGGAACUGGAUCUACGCAAUCCUCCACGGCACCACCGAUACCCGAGCCGGAUUAUAGUUUAUCGGAAUCGGAGAACGACGAGGGCGAGGAUGAAACGGACGAAGAUGGUGAAUCGGAGAUUGCGAAAGAGCUGGAGAAGGCGGCGGCGCGAGAAAAGCUGGAGGCAACACGAGAGACGUCCGGCAACUCCAACACAUCUGGCUCGAGUUCAUCGGGCAGCGGUUCGCUACCACAUUCCUUUAGCGUCGAAGAGAUUCAGAAAGUGCGCACGCAGUUAAAGUCGUCCAAGAGUCAUCCAAACGACUUUCUCUUGCAGCAAAAGCAGGAAUCACUGGUCGAGGAUGGCGACAACAGCUCGAGCGGCGUCAGCUCGGACCAAGAUGUGCCAGUGGGCCCACCGAUGGGCUUCGACGACACCGCUGUGCGAAAUCUGGCCAAUCAGGAGAGCAACCAACACUCGACAUCGGCAGGCGCGGCUCUGCUGUCUAGCAUCGGUCCAAUCGAAAAAGAGAGCAAUCAAACCAAACGACCAGGCUACGGCGGUAGUGGUUUACUGACCAGGCAUGCAGUCAGCCUGGCGCAGCUACCGCCGCCGAUCGAAGCCGAUGCCGAAGAGCAGAACAAUGAUCUGUUCGUACCACCGCCGCCGGAAUUCAAUGCCGGUCCGUCUGCUGGUGGUCAAGAUCAGGAAGUACUGGUGUUUGCACCGCCGCCACAGUUUUGCGAUAACAAGGCGCAAACACAGCAACAACAGCAGCAAACCACCUCGCAAAAUCGUGUCAAGAUAAUUGGCGCGAUUCCCAAGGUCGUUGGAAACCAAGUGAAAGCGUCGGGUGGCCGUUUACCGUAAAGAAAAAACCACGAAUCACAGCACGGAUAAUUUCCGUGUUACUUUCCGACGAAGCGUCGAGCGCAAGAAAAGAAUUUUUAACACGUACAUCGCGAUUUCAAAGUCAAUAUAUUUAGAGGCUUUCCGCCUUUUCGGUAGUGAUCACCGCGCGACAAGCGCACUAAAUUUAGGCUAUAUCGAUCCGGUAAAAAACAGGAUCGCGAUGAUCCGCGCAAGCGUAUAUAAAGCGCGGUCGCUUGGACGACUUUUUUCCAAGAGUAAAUCGUAUUCUAAUCGAGCGUUUAGAAAUCGUAGUAUAACGAGGAGAUAAUCGAGCGCGUUUUUACCAAGUAAGUUUACGAGUGUGAGUGUACGUCCGAUUGCACCACAAUAGAAGAUUGGUUUGUCGCACACGAGUGCACGAUCGAUCAUAAGUUUAUCCAGCGCCACCCUGUCCAUGAGUGAGCCGACAGAUCCGCAAACUGAUUCACUGCGUCGUAGAAAAAACGCGGCCUAACGGCACACGAAGGAGCGAAUAUACACAUAUUUCGAUGGGAGAAGACGAAUCGCGCCAAGAGGCAGAUAGAAAGGCAGAAAAUACAAAUAUGCGUGUACGCGUGCGUGAGUUGUAACGCGUGAAUGUGCAUAUCGGUUUGUUUUUCAUAUUUCUAUCGAACUACGAGGUGUGUUUUAAUACUUUUACACGACACGACCACGUAAACUCUUUGCUCCGAGAAAUCACGGAACUGUCGAGACGACUUUUUGCAAGUCGCUUCUGAACCAAUUUUACGCAAAACCAUCACAAGUAGUCUCGCUCACUCUCGAUUCCCCUUUACCGACGAAGUAUCAACGACGAUAACUUCAGUGAUGCUGACGCGAAAAUCACGUAACUGAUUAGUUGUUAACGUCGAACAAGCGCGGUUUUUUCUUUUUUUAGUUUCUCUUGUGUCUAGACACUGCUCAAAUGCCUAAUCACAAAGUUCUACUCGCGAAGUCAUUAGAGAUUCUUCCUAGUUUAUAAUUGCAAAUAUUAUUAAUAUUAGUAUUAUGAGUUUAUUAUUAUUAUAUUAUUAAUAAUUAUAUUGUUAGAGUAUUGUUAUUAUAAUUAUAAUUAUAUGGCGACUAUUAACGCUCCACUAAUGAGCCUCUCGAGAAAGCGUAGUCGCGUCACGAAAGAAUGUGCAACACUACUUCGUUAUAAUGCAUCGUCAUUACCAUUCUCAGCCUGUGUAAAAUAAAUCAUAUUCCUUCCA